Phodopus roborovskii (desert hamster) is the source of this 796-nucleotide messenger RNA. RefSeq names its product sperm mitochondrial-associated cysteine-rich protein. The coding region runs from base 271 to 789 and encodes 172 amino acids. NCBI's taxonomy places the organism in Eukaryota, Metazoa, Chordata, Mammalia, Rodentia, Cricetidae. The transcript has a single exon. The record is from RefSeq and is a predicted model, not a curated record.
AAAGGAACAGUGUGAACAAAUGACUGUUGGCAUGAAAGUGCACAUCCUCUUUGAAGAACAUGUUCUGAUCUGGUGCGGGUAAAGGACCAGAUGGGAGGGUGGAUAAAAGUAUUGUCAGGCAGAUCUAGAAGAGAAUGGCCAGGUGGGGAGGUCUGAGCUCCCUGCAGGAUCAGUAAGGCUCAGUGUGUCUUAGACUUAAUCCUGCCCCUGCCCUGAUCCACUCAGCCCUCCCUUUCACCCAGCCCCCAGCCUGCCUGAUCCUGCAGCCAAAUGGACUUCUCUCUGGGCCUCCGCUUGGGGCCUCGGAAUAAGAAGUCUACCUACCAGGAGCCCCCUCCAUCCUCUGGGCAUGGGCCUCCAGCUACCUCUCCCUGCUUGUCCUGUCCCCCUUCUGCUUGUGCCUGCCCCUGUCCCAGCUGUCCCCCUGCCACCUGUCCUGGCAAUGCUUGUCCCUCAUAUACAGGUUCCUGCCCUUCCUGUCCAGGCGUCCCUGGCCCACCCUGCACCUGCUCUUGCCCCCCUUGCCCUGCCUGUUCUCCCUCAACUUGUCCCCCCACAUGCAUAGGUGUCCCCUGCUCAAGUCCACCUAUGACCUACUGCCACCACUCGCCUUGCCCCAGUUACCCUUGUUCCACAGGCCAAGCUGCCUGUCAGAGCUCCCACCUGGGCUUCAGUAGCAGCUGCAGCUGUGGCCAUGGCACUGCUUGGAGGCCUCAGGGUUCCACAGGCUGCUGUAGUUUCUGCUUCAGGAGACAGAGGGCUUCUCGAGGGCUCUGUCUGAUAAUCUAGGAUGAGA